Molecule: messenger RNA, 7874 nt
Organism: Amphibalanus amphitrite
Lineage: Eukaryota; Metazoa; Arthropoda; Thecostraca; Balanomorpha; Balanidae
Product: protein piccolo-like
Exons: 21
Coding region: 34-6585 (2183 amino acids)
Molecular function (GO): chromatin binding
Source: RefSeq, a predicted model, not a curated record
AGACAGUGCUGAGGCACAGUGAGCGCAUUGCGGAUGUCCGGCUUCUCGUUUCGUGCGCGCGGUCCGGAGAGGGCUCCCCGGAAUCAGCUGGGCUCUCCCGUGCCCGGAGCGACUCCGGCACUGCGGCAUUCGGGACAUAUGGCAGAGCUCUCCAUAAGCGUGCCGGCGGCGGCGGCGGUGCCCCUUCAGGGGGCCGCCUCGCCCUGUCGACCGCCGCCACCGGCCCACGGCUGGACCCCGCUGCUGCAUGGUCUGACCUUUUCGGGUCACAUGUCGCCGCGUAUGACGUCAUCAGUGACCGUAGAAAGGUCACCGGUCACCCCCGGCGGCCGGCUAGCAGGGCACCCGAGUUCGGACCGCAGCCUGGCCAGCCCGGCCGGCCGGCACGCCCCGCCCACCGCGGACGGCAGCCAAUCACCUGCGCCGGCCGACGGCGCGGGGCGGAGCCUGUCUGCCGCCGCCCGCUCGCCCCCGGCCGUACGCCGGCAGUCGCACGGGGCCGAGAAACCCGACGUGGUGCUGCGGACGCGUGCGGAGAGCGACGCGAAAUUGCACGGCGAUCGCGGGGCGACUGUGAGGACAGAGAAGAGUGUGCUACCGUCGGGAGUGACACCCGACGCAGUGCGAGGAUCGCCGAACGUCUGCAGUGAACGUGUGUCAAGCGGUGUGUCGGCAAACGGCGGGCCGCCGCCGCCGCGGCCGCUAUUCAGGCCCUACUGUGAUAAUGUGGUGAGCCGAACUCGAGACGGUGCGACCGUCCAGCCGAAACGAAACGAGCGGGAAACCGACGAAAAGUGUGGAGAGAGACGAUCCAAGUCGCCCCAGCGGUCUGCGAAAGGAGCGGCCGUCGGGGGCGAGGCGGCGCCUGCCAGCGCCAUCUCUGGAGAGGCUGACGAACCAGGCGCUGAGAGCGACAUCUCUGGAGCGGGCGGCGAACUACCGGACUGCUGUAGGACCCGGCCGUUGAGCCAAACAUGGGUCCGCUACAGCGAGUGGUGCCGGCGGCGCAAGAGGCGGCGCUCAGCUGCCGCCAGCAGUGACGUCAUCGGUGACGUCACACCCGACCAGAUGAUCUCCAUCAGCGGGCUGGGGCCUUUCGCGGCGCCGGGGCCGGGGCCGGGCGCCGAGGUGGCCUCGCCCGGCGCCGGGGAGGCCGGGAGGCCGGUUGCUGUCAGCUCAGCACCCAGGACGGUGCUGCCAGCCACAGCCUCUGGGGGAAAGUUGGUGGGUAUCGCCAAGGCCCGGCAGCGGGAACCCGAGUGUGCGGCCCAGCCGACGGUGCUGACAUCUAUCGCCGGCCGGCUGAGUCUGCCAGGUUUCGGCGGCCCGGUCUGGACGGGCGCGGCGCCGGGCCGUGACCUGACCGGGGCCGCCUGGGGGGUGCCGGGCAGCCCAGCCCCCCAGCCGGCGCCCCUGCCGCCCAUGUGGCUCGGCCCCACACCACAGCCCUAUGCAGCUACCCAGCUAUAUACAAGCUAUCAGGUCCAGCUGCAUAGCGACCCGGCCACCGGGCAUCUAAUGCUCGUACCGCGAUCAGUCGAGCCGGCGCCGCGGCCCACCGUUCUCUGGUCUCCGUACCAGUGCGUGUCUCCCCUCCAGUCCCCGCAGCUCACAGUGCUACCGUCUCAGCCGCCCCAGCUCUACAUCCAGGCCACCUCCGAACAGACGCUGCUGACAUCUACCGGCGCGCAGGUGAUCAAGAAGGAGGAGCCCACCAGCCGGCUGAAGCCGAUCCAGCCGGCCCCCAGUCACGUGGCUCCCAGUCCGGCCGGCGGCCACCAUCCCCCACCGCCGCCCGUCAAUGUGCAGUACAUCAUACCGGCGCCACUGCAGUCGGUCUACUAUACGCACGCUGCCGAGCCGCCUGCCUCCUUCAUACUUCAGCCGGCGCCGGCUGCUCAGCCGCAGCAUCUUGCACCCGGUGUACACCAUGCGGCUGUGCCCGGCGCACCCGGUGUACACUCGGCCGUGCCGGCGCCGCCGCCUGGUGUUCAACAUCCGAUGCAGUCCGUCGGCCAGCUGCCGCUGGUGUCUGCCGUACCGGUGCUGGCCCCGGAGCCCCUGCCGGCCGCGUCGUCUCAGGCGGCGCCCUCUGCCGACCUCGGGGGUACUGUACGGGAGGUCAGCACCCGGUCACAGGCGACCUCACCGGUAUACCACGACCAGGUGUCUGUGCCCGCGGUCCCUGACCCGCCUGUGUCGGUGGCGGGCCGGACAGGACUACCUUCCCAACUGAGCUACCAGGCGUCAUCCCCCGUGUCCAACCGUCUCACACAGGACCACUCCUCGGCGUCUGUAACUGAACACCACUCCGAGGUCUCUCUACAGACCAACGGGGUCGACCUGUCACACCACAACGGCGUGCUAAGUCACACUUCACACGGGAGAAGUUCACCCGAGUGUCCGUCUCCCGAGCGGGCCUCGCGGGAAGAACAGGUGACUCCCGUUCAGGCGGCCAGGGAUGACGAGACGCCACAACAGACCACAGUGGAGACGGAAGAAGAGAUGCGGCAAGAGACGGAAGAGACGCAUCUGGAGACGAAGGAGACACCGCGGCAAACGGUGGCGGCGGAAGAGCCUUACUCGAUUCGGGCGGGGGUGAAGAGUGAGGUAGAACACUCCCCGUCGGGUGUAAACUCUCCGCAGCGAUCUCCCAGCGGUCGAUCUCCGUCUGAAUCUCCGCUGGACCGGUCUCCGGCGGAGUUGGUGAUCUCCGAACGAUCUCCGUCCGACGAGGGAGAUUUGUCUCCGGCUGAAGGAGACGCUGCAGCUGAGACUGCGGAGACAGCUGCUGAAACGGCUCCUGAAACAGCCGCAACAGCUGUGGAAACAGCUGCCGAAACAGUAGACGAAACAUCGGCAAAAACAGCUGUAACAGUUUCCAGACAUUCGAACGGCGUUGUGGUUCAAGACGAUGAGUCAUCACAGGAGAUAAGCGAAACGACACGAGUUGACGCGAAGGCUGUGACGGUUCCAGCUUCGACAGAAUCUAAGGUGACUUUGGCACCACCACGGUCUGUAAAGUCAGCCACGGAGUCUAGCUCUGGCGUGAUGACAUCUUUGCCAUCAUACGUGACUUCAUCUGUGGCAUCGUCUGUAACAUCAUCUGUGGCGUCCUCAGUGGCGUCAUCAGUGACAGAAACAGCCGACAGACCCGAGAGAUUGGCGUCGCCGGUUCCGUCGGUUCCACUUCGUCCUACGUCGGCCAGCGCGGACCCGCUACAGGUGUUGGCGGGCUGUGCGGCCGACCUGAGGCCCCUCCCACCCGUCACGGUAGCCGUCACAGUGAUCUCACCCGUCACGAGCUCCGUCACGAGCGCCGUCACGAGCGCCUUCUCAAGUGCCGUCACGAAUUCAACCACAGUCUCCUCAUCAGAAACGACCGAUGGGCUGCAACUUCUCUGUGAGGCUGCCUCUAUACAACGUCCAACCCAGGUUGAUCAUUUAGCCACCCUACUGGCUGCCGCUCAUCUUCUAUCCAGCACCGCCGCCGCCGCGCCCGCCCAGACUUCUACUCCAUCUCUAGGGCCGUUUUCGGCGCUCUGCGAGGUGGCCGAACAGCACCUAUCGCGCGUGGUGGAGCCUCGCGUGUUCUUCGUGCCGCCCCGAUGGGAGAUGUGGAAGAGGCCGGCAGUGGAUCCGGCGGGGAGGAGGGACUACCGCUCCGUGGAGAGUGCCGAGAUUGCCCGAGACUGGCUGAGGAGACGGGCGGCCGGCACCGGCGCAUCAGUCGACCAGAUGCAGGUCCGGUUUACCAUCGAACCUUUCUGGGAGGACUCUCCCCGCAUCCAGGAGCUCCACUCAAAGCUCGCGGACAUUCAGCGACUCUACCGCGCGCAGCUCAAACUCCACCGCCUCUCACCGCGCAAGAACAGCUCGGAAUCUCCGGCCAAGCGGCGCCCGUCGGUGCGCGGCGCUCGGCGCUCGGCGGUGCGCCGUCGGUCGGACAGUACCCGCACCCCGCCGCGCGCGUCCCCUCCUCCAGCCGCCGUGUCCUCCCGACAGUCGGAGGAGGGCGCGGUGUCGGACACAGAGAGCGAGGAAGGAGGACUGGACGUCUGGGAGGACACGGCGUGUGCCGACACCAUCAGCUACUCGUUCAGCAGUCGCAGGGAGAACAACUACUCCAACGGAAUACGGGCUUUGGCGGAGUGUAAGAAGCGUCACGUGCCUCAGACAUCUGACUUCCACCUGGGCUCCGACCCCGCCCGAAAGAAGCGCAAGCUCUGCCCUCCCAAGAAGCACUCGUUCUCUCCCGAUGACACUGAGACGAUCGUGGCCAAGAAGAAGUGCUAUCCUCUGCUGAAACCCAAGCUGAAGCCCAAGCUGAAAGCCGAGGUGAUCAUGAAGGACAGCUUCAGCGAUGGUGAGGAGCCGCCGCCGCCGCCGCCGCCACCACCGCCACCAGUCCCCACUCCGAGAAAACGAUCAGUUAGUAAAGACUCCACAUCGUCCAAGUCUAGAUCAGUGAGUCGCGAAGCACCAGCUAAGCGACAAGCUGACUCGCGAGAAGCGGGAGGUUCCACGCCUGCCAAACGACGCAAGAGCAGCUCUGACGCUCACGCAGAGAAGCACAGAGAGCUGUCGGGAAUGGGUAAAACUGAGCGGUCACUUAGUGUUGGAGGUCCUGGCUACAGCAGCAACGGAUUCAACCACAGCAGUGGGGACAGAGCUGGUGUCUCGACAGUGAAAACGGUGUCAUCAGGAGGCUCGGCGGUACCCUCGGCGCCCGGGGUCACCCAGUCGGCGCCCACGGCAGCUGUGGCGCCCACAGGGGCGCCCUCAGCGGCGCCCCAGUCGGGGUCAACCUCCGAGUCGUCUGGUGCUGUUAACGGACUCAGCUGUUCGGGCUCGCGUGACCCGGCGCUGUCGGCGGCUGAUCUCAGUGAGAUCACUCAGCUUCUGGUGCUCAUUGACGGCCUGUUCUACCGGAGUCGACUGGAGCCUAUCCAGCCGCCGGACCUGUACGGCGUCACUGUGGAGGGCGAGAGGUGCCACCGGCCGAACAUCUACACACAGGAGCAGCUGCUCAACCAGGCGGUACGGGAGGUGCGUCCGGCCUCCUUCUCAUCCCUAACCCCGGGUACCCGCGUGCUGGCCAACUGGUCGCCGAAGCUGCGCGGCCUCUUCCCGGGCACAGUCACCGAAGGGGUAUCACCAGAGCCGGGCAUGCUGUACGUGGAGUUUGACGAUGGAGACAGCGGAUAUAUGAGACUGGAGGGCAUCAGGAUGCUGCCCGCCAACUACCCCACUGUUGAACACGAUCAAGACCCGUUAGACACACUGAGUCGGAGGAGGCGUCGGGCCUCCUCGGGGACUUCAGUGACCUCCAGUCAGAGGGCCGCCAGCCGUCAGAGCGUGGGAGAGGAGCGGUGGGAGCAUCACCCACCCACGACCCCCGCCCCCGCCCCGGCCCCGGCCCCGGCCGCCAACGGCAGACAGACGGAGGAGGCGAAGGACGAGUCCAAUGUGGAGAAGGAGGGGAGGUUACUUUCGGUAGACGAGUCCACUAAUGGAAUGGAUGGAGGAGAGGCUGGGAGAGGAUCGGAUGGAGUGAAAGGGAAGAAGGGAGAGAUGAAGAAGAGGAAGAAGGUUGAUGGCAGCUUGAAAAAGAAGGGAGACGGGUCGAUGCUUAGCGACUCGAAGAGGCAUCUCGAGGGCGGUAAAUCAAAGAAGUCCGCACACACCAAAGAUAGAAAGACAGAACCGUCCAAAAAGAAGAAAUCCGAACAAUCGAAGAAAGCUUCGAAACAUGAGGAGAACGGGAACCAUCAUUUACAGAAUGGCCACAAGAAACAUCACAGCCACAAGAAUGGCGAUGAGGCACCAAAGAAAAAGAAGAAGAAGAGGGACUCUGUGGACGGCUCGCCGCCUCUCACCGCCGAGGAGCGCGCGGAGAAAAAGAAGAAGAAGGCGGCGAAGAGGCGAGAGUCGGCCGCCUCGGACGGCUACGUGGUGGAACAGGAGUCGGACCUGAAGCUGAGGAUCAAGUCGCCCAGUCCCAGCCGGAAACAGGAGAAGGAGGAGACGAGAGAUCGACACCACUCGGCUGAAGGGAAGAAGAAGAAAAAGGGCGAGUCGAACCGCCAGCGCCACCCGUCCGGUAUGGCGGCCUUCCUCCCCGAGCGACAGCUCUGGGACUGGGACGGCAAGGGCGUCAAACGCUCCGCCAGCAAGGGCAAGGCCAAGCGAGAGGUCUACAAGGCGAUCGUCCGCGGCGCUGAGCGCAUUGCCGUCGGAGACUGUGCCGUGUUCCUGUCCGCUGGCCUGCCUGACCGGCCGUACGUGGGGAGGAUUCAGGCUCUCUGGGAGACCACGUCGGGUCAGAUGCUGGUGCAAGUGGCCUGGUUCUAUCAUCCGGAGGAGACGUGUGGCCUGGAUCGGCCCCUGGCCGAACCCAAGGGCGGCCUGUUCGAGUCACCACACAUGGACGACAAUGACGUCCAGACCAUCAGCCACCGAUGUCAGGUGCUCAGCCUGGCGGAAUACCGCCAGACGGUCUCCAGUGGCGACAACGAGACCUUCUACCGGGCUGGGUUCUAUGACCCGCGCUGUCAGACCAUUCGGCGAGAGCCGGGGGUGUAGGGGAGCGGACGACCGGUGCGCCGGGGCGGCUGACUCGUGCGUCCGGAGGAUUUGGGUGGGGGAUGGUUAACCGGCGAUUGUUUGAGAGAAAGGGAGAUGUUUUGAACGGGAUGGGGAGGAAGAGAAGAGAGAAGACGGGAAGAGGAGAAAGGGGUCAUCUUGAGACAAUCAAAUCGCAGGAGGCGGCUUGCGAACGGAUUCAGUACAACGGAUUUACCGUAAUUGAUGUGAACCGUGAGAUGGAAGCUCUGCCGUCUCACUUGUGUUUAAUCAUGCAGGCACUUAGCUGAGCGCACACGGCCGAGUGUAUUCGGAACACACAGAGAUGGUGUUUGUCUAUUUUUGUGCUAUGUUACACCCCCAGAUGGUGUAAUGUUUUCCUCUGAAACAUUGACAAUGCGCCUUGGCCGCGGCGAGGUCCGGUUCAGCUAAGACCGAUAUCAGGUGUGCUUCGUCAACUUGUCCAGAGAUGUCGCUCUGCUAUUUUAUGAACGGAAAACGGUAUUUUGGAAAUUCUGAGCGAGUGUGUGGCUGUGGAGGUAUUGUUUUGAAUACGAGAGGCGAGACGGUGCCUCUAGUCAGCCGUGUGACGUCAUACAUGUGUGUGAUGUCAUCUGUGACGUGGCGAUGCGUGAUUGGCAUCUGUUUUGGCGGGAUUGGGGAGAGCGAGGGACACUGAAGAGCGGGCGCGUGUCGUUUUAGUGACGUUUUUCGUUGUGUGCUCUUAUGGCUAGACGACAAAAUGCGAUGGAAAGUUUAAGAAUGAAGAAAGACGAGGGAGAGAUGAGAUCUGUGAGGGUAAGAAGGCUGUGCUGUGGACGGGGCGCGACGUUUUGCGACAUUGUGCGACAGUUUGCGAUGACCGGGCGUGGUUGGCCACUUAGACAUCGCUUGGCUUCACAACUGAGGCCUUGCUCAUCAUUCAAACUACGUCUGGCGUAGAUUCCGCGCCAUGGGCGGCAUUUAGGCGUGUCUGACUGCUCUGUGGGACGGAGCCGACUCCUUGUAAGUACCUGACUGCCGGCCCGCCGGCUUUGUGGUGUCGGUGACGUCACCAGAGCAGGAGAUGACGUCACACAUCAGUGCCUGGGGGCAGAGACGUCCGGACGUACACAUUGUGUUGUCCCCGAGAGCAUUUUAUAAAUACGUCCUCUGUCCAUAUUGUGUGGCAGCGGCCCUUUUAGAUGUGACGCCGCACUUUGUGAAUGUGUGUAGAUACGCUUUUGUUAUGUCAUUAUACGCUAUGUGCAAAGAUAGAUUUGUAAUAAAUUUACCUGCAAAUAUUUAAA